Olea europaea var. sylvestris is the source of this 1174-nucleotide messenger RNA. RefSeq names its product protein neuralized-like. The transcript is spliced from 3 exons. The record is from RefSeq and is a predicted model, not a curated record. Lineage: Eukaryota; Viridiplantae; Streptophyta; Magnoliopsida; Lamiales; Oleaceae. Bases 573 to 938 code for a protein of 121 amino acids.
AUGAAUUAUCCAACAUCCAAAUGUUAAGGGGUAUGUACUCUCUUGCGUACCAUAUGAAGGGAAGAUUUUUUGUCUGUAAUUAGUAAAAUAAUCUUCUCAAGAUGUUUGGUAUCAACGAAUUUAGGCAAUGAUAUUCGUCAUUCAUAAUCUCGUGUGAAAUUGGCUACAAAUUGUCCAGAAGCUAUUCAGGAUUCUUGGUGCUUGCGCUCUAUAUCUGUGGUUUAUAACUAAAAUCCCGUUUUGCUAAAUCACAGUGGACCAAAAAAUCUGCUCGAGGACUCGAGCCAUACAAUAGUGACAAUUGUGUGUCUGUCCUUUUACAUUGUGCUAACUUGUGAUUCUUCCAGCUUUGGAAUUUAUGUAAUUUUUGAAUACUAAGACUUAUUAUCUGACUAGUUUUAGUCUUCAAUAUAAGCAGACUGGAGGUUUGGUUAGGAGUGUUAAUGGAUCGUCCAGAUUCUCAGAAGGCAUUAACCAUCCCACUAUUUGUAGAACUGUUUAUGAGACUAUGAUUAUGCAAUUUCACAUUUGAAUUGAAUCCUUGCUUCCCUAAUUAUGGUCAGGAGUGGGAGAUGAUUAAUGAUCUGAGAGCAGAUGUUGCAAAACUUCAGCAAGGAAUGAACCACAUGCAAAGGAUGUUAGAAGCUUGCAUGGACAUGCAGCUGGAAUUGCAACGGUCAGUCCGACAGGAAGUCUCAGCCGCUCUUAAUCGUACAGGCAGUGGACAAGAGACUUCAGAGGAUGGGUCUAAAUGGGGUCAGGUUAGAAAGGGUACCUGCUGUGUUUGUUGUGAUAACCACAUUGAUUCUUUAUUGUACAGAUGUGGGCACAUGUGCACUUGUUCUAAAUGUGCAAACGAGUUGGUUCGCAGAGGAGGGAAGUGUCCAUUAUGUCGUGCACCAAUUGUAGAGGUGAUUAGAGCUUACUCUAUACUGUAAAAGAACGAUAGAGAAUAAAAUUCGCAGUCUUUAAGAUCGAUUGAGAAGAUACAUUGGAGCUGUGAUCGAUUUUACUGUCUGAAGCUCCUAUGAUCCUUAUGUGCAGUGUGUUUAGCUAGCCACUGUUAUUCUGAUUAUAUGUGGAACGCUUUGCAUUGUAUUAUUGGAACCACAAAUAGUGCUUACUGCUUCCUAAUUCAUUCGUAAAUAAUAAUUCAAUUCUUUUCUGGAGAAAA